Cryptosporidium ubiquitum is the source of this 1299-nucleotide messenger RNA. RefSeq names its product DNA primase small subunit. The transcript is spliced from 3 exons. The record is from RefSeq and is a predicted model, not a curated record. The coding region runs from base 1 to 1299 and encodes 432 amino acids. NCBI's taxonomy places the organism in Eukaryota, Apicomplexa, Conoidasida, Eucoccidiorida, Cryptosporidiidae. Gene Ontology annotation, biological process: DNA replication, synthesis of primer. Gene Ontology annotation, cellular component: alpha DNA polymerase:primase complex.
AUGAUACUUGAGAAUACCUCUGAUAAAGAUGAAGCUUUAUUAUUUACUGAUGACAGCUUUAUUGACAAAGCUGACUUGAAAUUUUUUUACAGAAAAUGGCUUUCAUACUGCACUGGAGCUCAAGGAGUAGAUACUGCAAGGAAUAACUUAAUUCAAAAUAGGGAGUUUUCUAUGACCAUUAAAUCUGAGAUAGAUCAGGAUGAAAUAUACCUCAGAUGGCAAAACUUUAAGACAAUUGACCAACUAAAGCAAGAGAUUGUAGCAAGAACUCCACAUAAAUUUGAUAUUGGAGCAAUUUACAAUAUUCCCAUAUCUGAGAAAGAAAUCACACCUAUUAAAUUUAAGCCUGUCCAAAGAGAGUUAGUGUUUGACAUUGAUAUGAAUGACUAUGAUGAUAUUCGAACGUGCUGCCAAGAAAAAACUGUCUGUGAGAAGUGCUGGCUUUAUGUAACUGUAGCAAUUCGUCUUAUAGAUACGUCUUUAAGACAAGACUUUGGUUUCAAACAUAUACUUUGGCUAUAUUCUGGAAGAAGAGGGGUUCAUUGCUGGGUUUGUGAUACUAAAGCCAGACUUUUACCCUCUGAAGCAAGAACUGCUAUAAUUGACUACUUAACUCUGAUCACAGGUAAUGAAAAUAGAAAGAAGAAGGUGAAUUUAAAGACUCCAAGUAAUCAAAAUGGGGCAAAGUCACAUCCAUUUAUAGACAGGUGCUUCAACAUAUGUAUGCAAUACUUCCUCCAAAUACUGGAAAAUCAACAAUUGUUUGAUCACAAAUCUAUCCAUAUUAACAAAGUCUUAAACCAUCUUUCUGAAGAUACUAAAGUACAUCAAACAAUUCAAAAUUGGAUCCAAAAAACACCAGAUUUCACUUGUCUUGAAUUCUGGGACUUUCUUUCAAAUACUUUGCAAAAUUCCUCUGAUAGAUCACAUCAUACUCUUUUUAAAGAAAUUGUAUUUGCUUACAGCUAUCCAAGAUUGGAUAUUAAUGUCAGUAAAGAUCUUGGACACCUUUUAAAAGCCCCUUUUUGCAUUCAUCACUCUACUGGUAGACUAUGUAUUCCCAUUGAUAUAAGUCAAAACUUUAAUUUUAAUCCAAAAACUGUCCCUACACUAACUAAAAUUAGAAAUGAGUAUGAUAACAUUAACCAAAAGGACAAUAAUUCUAAUAAUGUAUCUAUGAUACCUUCAAGUAUUAAUAAAUACAUAAAAUAUAUGGACAAUUUUGUUGAUAAUCUUAUUGAAGAUAUCAAGAAGGAACAAGAAGAAUAUAACACUAUGCUACAAUUAAUUAAUAAGUAG